AUUUAUAAAGACUUUAAACAACAAAUAAAAAUAUUUUCAUCAAAAUAAAAUUUAAAUAAAGUUGAAAAUUUUGCAAAAAUCAAAACAAGACUAAUGAACAUCACAGAUAGCUUGGAGAAAAUAUUUGAUUAAAAAUCCGCCAAAAAUCGCAGAGAUCCAGAGACACACCCCAGAGAAAACAGUCAAGCCCCCAACGAUUUUCAGCCCGUCUCGGACGGAGCACCGCCAAGAUUCUCACCGCCAGCAGCGCAAUGAACUCGUACUUUGAGCAGGCCUCCGGCUUCUACGGCCAUCCGCACCAGGCCACCGGAAUGGCGAUGGGCAGCGGCGGCCACCACGACCAGACGGCCAGUGCGGCGGCGGCCGCCUACCGCGGAUUCCCCCUGUCGCUGGGCAUGAGUCCCUACGCCAACCACCAUCUGCAGCGCACCACCCAGGACUCGCCCUACGACGCCAGCAUCACGGCCGCCUGCAACAAGAUAUACGGCGACGGGGCCGGCGCCUACAAGCAGGACUGCCUGAACAUCAAGGCGGACGCGGUGAAUGGCUACAAGGACAUCUGGAACACGGGCGGCUCCAAUGGCGGCGGGGGUGGCGGAGGAGGCGGUGGCGGCGGCGGGGCAGGAGCCACCGGCAACGGAGCCAACGGAGCCAAUGCGGCCAAUGCAAACGGACAGAACAAUCCGGCGGGCGGCAUGCCCGUUCGACCCUCCGCCUGCACACCCGACUCCCGAGUGGGCGGCUAUUUGGACACCUCGGGCGGCAGUCCCGUCAGCCAUCGCGGCGGCAGUGCCGGCGGCAAUGUGAGCGUCAGCGGCGGCAAUGGCAACGGCGGCGGUGUGCAGGGCGGCGUGGGCGUGGCCGCAGCGGGCACCGCCUGGAACGCCAACUGCACCAUCUCGGGCGCCGCUGCCGCUCAGACGGCGGCCGCCAGCAGUUUACACCAGGCCAGCAAUCACACAUUCUACCCCUGGAUGGCUAUCGCAGGUGAGUGUCCUGAAGAUCCGACCAAAAGUAAGAUAAGAUCUGAUUUAACACAAUACGGCGGCAUAUCAACAGACAUGGGUAAGAGAUACUCAGAAUCUCUUGCGGGCUCACUUCUACCAGACUGGCUAGGUACAAAUGGACUGCGAAGACGCGGCCGACAGACAUACACCCGCUACCAGACGCUCGAGCUGGAGAAGGAGUUCCAUACGAAUCACUAUCUGACCCGCAGACGGAGAAUCGAGAUGGCGCACGCGCUCUGCCUGACGGAGCGGCAGAUCAAGAUCUGGUUCCAGAACCGGCGGAUGAAGCUGAAGAAGGAGAUCCAGGCGAUCAAGGAGCUGAACGAACAGGAGAAGCAGGCGCAGGCCCAAAAGGCAGCGGCGGCAGCGGCAGCGGCGGCGGCGGUCCAGGGCGGACACUUAGAUCAGUAGACCCGUAGAACCGUAGAACCGUAGAUCCAUGGACCCGAAGAUCAAUGGAUCUGUAGGGAAGAAUUAGACGGAAUGGCGCAGAGACAGAUACAAAGCAACUAUAUUGUAACAAAUGAACUAUUUACUUAAAUGAAUAAUAUUUAAAUAUUUUGAUGGUACUUGUGCGAAUACGAAACUUAACCUAAAUCGAACCUAAUGGAAUUAUUUCAAGCGUUUGAGCAGCAACCGAAAAUACGUAAAUGAAACAAAACUACAAACUAAUUAACUAGGCUAAGUAAAUGAAAGUAGUGGAAAGAGCGCAGAUUAUAAACCUACUUAGACGUAAACGAGGAAAACCAACAAUUUUAAUUUAGUUCCAAACGAAAAAAAUUUAAAGAUUCGCAAGCGUAAGAUUUAUGUUGUCCACACGUAGAGAGAUCACUCGAAAUUUAAACCUCUGUCCUGCCCCUUUGUUGCUUACUGCUAUGUUUUAAUUAAUUUUCGCGAAAAAUACUCAAAAAUGAAAAAAAAAUAAAACUAUACGAAUACAAUGUUAAACGCGAGCAAAAUUCUGUUGAUAUGAAUUUUUGGUAAAAAAAAACCAGUUCUAAACCAAUUUAAGAUACGUAACAAAGGAAACGAAAAACAAAAAUAAAACUAUUAAACUUUAACUUAAAUAUAAAUAGAAUUUGUUAGCCAAGUAAACAUAUUACGAAACGAAAAACAAACGUUUUUGGGAGGAUCGAAUAUUUGAAUGUGUAUAGUUUGUGCUUAUUAAAUAAAAUAAUGCAAUUUUAGUUAACUCUGUUUAUUUUUAAACGAAUUUGUUUAGUUCUCGCCCAAACGACUAGAGUGAAGCUGUUUCUUUAAGUAAUAUGUAGUGUGUUUACCUUUUAAAUUAAAUUAAUGCCUAAUUUUAUUAUUAUUAUGUUUAGUUUAAUGACAAGCGUUUAUGAGAUUAUCCGACAGAUGCGACGAGUAGAGGAGUACAACAAACCGUUUGCUCCGGCAGACGCAAAUAAAUUAUUGGUUUUGAAAAAAUCUGAAAAA
This is a messenger RNA of Drosophila elegans, 2447 nucleotides long. RefSeq names its product homeotic protein ultrabithorax. The transcript is spliced from 4 exons. Gene Ontology annotation, biological process: negative regulation of transcription by RNA polymerase II; anterior/posterior pattern specification. Bases 252 to 1418 code for a protein of 388 amino acids. The record is from RefSeq and is a predicted model, not a curated record. Gene Ontology annotation, cellular component: nucleus. NCBI's taxonomy places the organism in Eukaryota, Metazoa, Arthropoda, Insecta, Diptera, Drosophilidae. Gene Ontology annotation, molecular function: RNA polymerase II cis-regulatory region sequence-specific DNA binding; DNA-binding transcription factor activity, RNA polymerase II-specific.